Messenger RNA from Lactuca virosa, 477 nucleotides. The record is from the annotation of a GenBank genome assembly. NCBI's taxonomy places the organism in Eukaryota, Viridiplantae, Streptophyta, Magnoliopsida, Asterales, Asteraceae.
AUGAAUCUCGAAAAGAGGAUUGAGGGUUGGAACAAAUCUAUAACAAGAAUUCUUGGAAUUCCUUGGGCAUUCUUGAUUGGUGCUGAACUAACUAUAGUGCAAAGUCGUAUCUCUUUGGUUAAUAAGGUCCAAAAGGUUUAUGGCUCCCAGGGGGUGCAGAUACAUAAUAGGCAUAUAGAAAUUAUUGUACGUCGAAUAACAUCAAAAGUUUUGGUUUCAGAAGAAGAAAUGUCUAAUGUUUUUUCGCUCGGAGAACUAAUUGGAUUGUUGCGAGCGGAACGAAUGGGACACACUUUGGAAGAAGCGAUCUGUUACCAAGCCGUCUUAUUGGGAAUAACAAGAGCAUCUAUGAAUACUCAAAGUUUCAUAUCUGAAGCUAGUUUUCAAGAAUCUGCUAGAUUUUUAGCAAAAGUAGCUCUCCUGGGCCAUAUUGAUUGGUUGAAAUGUCUGAAAGAAAUCGUUGUUAUAGGGGGAUGA